This is a messenger RNA of Choloepus didactylus (southern two-toed sloth), 3942 nucleotides long. RefSeq names its product KIAA0895 like (gene MATCAP1). NCBI's taxonomy places the organism in Eukaryota, Metazoa, Chordata, Mammalia, Pilosa, Megalonychidae. The transcript is spliced from 9 exons. The coding region runs from base 1458 to 2873 and encodes 471 amino acids. The record is from RefSeq and is a predicted model, not a curated record.
CAGACGCGAACCCGCGCGCCUUCGUGUAGGCGUGCGCGCGCCCGAGUGCGUGCCUUGCCGGCGUCGGCUCCCGCGGACUGGGAGCGCAGCGACCUGCAUCGCGGAGCAGGGACGUCGGCGAGGAGUGGACAGGUGGAGGUGGGGAUGCGGCACACGACGGGACCCCCCGAGGGGCCGAGUGGGCGCGCGACGUGAUCGCUCCUCAUCUACCACAGAACCCCAUCCAUUGUCCUCUGGCCCCGCCCUUCACCCCAUCCCUCGCCACUUAUUGGCUGCAGGUCACGCCCCUCCUUGAUCCCUGUCCCUAUUGGCCCUUCUUCCACGUUAUCCUCUCCCGGGUUUCUUAUUGGUGCAGGCCACACCCUCUCAUUUGUCACCAGAUCCCGCCUUCAGUGAUCGCGGGCUCCUCCCCUAUCCCUCCGUUCAUUCAUUCUGCCUCUGGUGCUGGGUGCUUGGGAAAUGGGGGCUAAUAAGAUCUGUUCCUGCCCUCGAGGAGUUCAAGGGAUGGUGGGGGGACACCCACCCAGGCUCCGGCAGUGACAGCCCGAGGCGGUGGAGAAGCCUGCUUAGGCACUGGGGAGCCUCUAGACGCCGGAAGGCUCUCCGGAGGAGGUGAGGCCUGAACUGAGCCCUGAAUGAUGGUUAGGAGUUUGCUCCAGGGAGACAAUGGGAGGGCGUUCCUGGCGGAAGCACCUGAGCCUUGAAAGAAACAGGUGUAUGCUGGUGAUUGCGAGGAGGUAGGUUGAAUGAAAGAAAGGGAGUAGAGGGUACUGCACCAGAGAUGAGCAGGGGGUCUGGUAAAGUGUCCAAUUAGUUGAGGAGAGGUGAAGCCUGAGGCCUGAAGCCUCUUGAAAAGCAGCUGGUCACUAGGCUGUGGGUGUGGGGCGUGUACCGAGGGGGACGGUUAGGGCUAGAUGGUGGAACAAAGUUCAGGGAAGAAAUGAUUCCAGUUCUGAGAAAGAGAAGGAUUCUCCUGAGUUCUUUUAUUGAACAACUGCUCUGGUUCAGGCCCUGUUCUGGGUUCUGGGGACACAGCUGUGGACACUGGAGAUAAGGAAACAGAUGGAGAAAUAACAGCAUAUGUUUAUGCUGAUGGAAAUAAUCCAGUAGAGAGGAAGAAAUUGAUGAUGUAGGAGAAAGAAAUGCUGGAAUUGUGUCUCUGAGCAGGCAAAGGAUUGGCUUGGAGGCUGGAACAUUCCUUCGGUCUCCAGGGAGAGACUGAAUCAGACUAAGCCCUGGCACAGAGUCAAGGGUCAUCCAUCCAGGUAGCUGAGGCCGUAGCACACCAGCUCCCAGACAGGGUAGGCGCUGAGGAGCCAUUAGAACCACGAGGAGGGGGACAGUCCUUCCUGCAGGAGCUCACAGGCUGAGGGGAUGCCAGUAACCACCCUCUGGGUUGGGAGGUCAAGAGUGAGGGGAGUUGGAGUGGCACAGCUGAAUGUGACCCCCCGGACAGAAUGGUGCUGGACUCGGGGGCCCAGGUGUAUGAGCGGGCACCCCCCAGCCUGCCCGCCAGUCCCCCAUCCCUGCGCACCAGCCUGAAGCCUUCAGUCCGAGAUGGGCCACCGCUGUACCCCUGGCCUCGGUCCCUGGCCUUGCCCCUGGCUCUGUCAGUCCCCUCGGCCUUGCAGCACCGGCCGGAGCUGCAGCCUCUCUCAGCGCUGCGUUUGGGCUACCGUGGCCACAUGCGCCGCAGUGAGAGCACCUGCUCCGUAAAUAGCACUGGCCUGCGGGGGGGCAGCACCCAGGGACGGGCGCUACCUGGACGGGUACGGGACCUUGGUGGGGCCACCCUGCGGUCUGCAGCCUCCCUGCCUCACAUUGCUAAGACCCAAAGGGAUGCAGGCCGGGGUGCCAGCAGGAGCCCCUGCAUGCUGGUGGCUCUGCGGCCAACCAACAUGGACUGCGAGCGGGACAAGUUCUUCCAGUCCCAUUACACCUACAACCCGCAGUUCGAGUACCAAGAGCCCAUGCCCACAGCCGUGCUGGAGAAAUACCGUGAGGCCUCCGGGCAGUUCAUCCAUCAGGCAAUUGGCAUCAUUGAGGCUGUCCUGGAGAAGUUUGGCACCUACGAACACUUUGAGGCUGCCACCGGAGGCCAGCUGCUGACUAAGUGCCAGAUCUGGUCCAUUGUGCGCAAAUACAUGCAGAAGGAGGGCUGUGCGGGGGAGGUUGUGGUGCAGCUGAGUGAGGACCUGCUGUCCCAGGCAGUGAUGAUGGUGGACAACAGCCGACCCACACUGGCCAUCAACCUGACCGGAGCCCGCCAGUAUUGGUUGGAGGGCAUGCUGCGGCACGAGAUAGGUACCCACUACCUGCGGGGCGCGAACAACGCGAAGCAGCCGUGGCACAGCGCCGAGGGCCGGCUGCAGUACGGGCUGCGGCCGGCUAACCCCACCGAGGAGGGCCUGGCCAGCCUGCACAGCGUGCUCUUCCGCAAGCAGCCCUUCCUGUGGCGCGCCGCGCUGCUCUACUACACCAUCCACCGCGCCGCGCGCAUGUCCUUCCACCAGCUCUUCCACGACCUGGCGCGCUACGUGCAGAGCGCCGACGUGCGCUGGGAGUACUGCGUGCGCGCGAAGCGCGGUCAGACCGACACCUCGCAGCCGGGCUGUUUCAGCAAGGACCAGGUUUACUUGGAUGGCAUCGUGCGCAUUCUGCGGCACCGCCAGACCAUCGAUUUCCCACUGCUGACGUCGCUGGGCAAGGUGUCCUAUGAGGAUGUGGACCACCUGCGGCCCCAUGGGGUGCUGAACAAGACCCGGGUACCCCACUUCAUGCAGGACCUGGCACGCUACCGGCAGCAGCUGGAGCACAUCAUGGCCACCAACCGCCUGGAUGAGGCAGAACUGGGCCGCCUGCUGCCCGACUGAUGCUGGUCGAGGGCCACAAGCAGAGGUCCUCGGCAAAGGACUCCAGGCUGGCCCCCAGAACAUGAAGCUCUCUGCUCUGUGCUUCCAUGGCCUGGGUCUUUCUUGGGGAACUGGGAGGGCAGGAGCAUCCCAGGAGGAAGGAAUGGCAACAUCAGAGGGUUUGUGUCCCUUGCUAGCCUUCCUGGGGCCUGGGGCCUGUGACUGGCAGCAACAUGCCAGGCGAGCUAAGUCUGCUUUCCUGCCUCCUGCUUUCUGUUGAGCAGAGGGGAGGCCUAGGGGAAGAAGGGGAGCUAAGCAUGGAUGGGGAUGGGGGGUGGUUUGGGAGUGGAAACUUGUUCUUGCAUGAGAUGGCUUUGGAUGUCUGGGGACUCCAGUCCCUCCCUUUUGCCACCUGGCCCCUUGGUGCUCCUUCAGCUUUCACGCUGCCUACCUCUGACUGGGUCCUGGUGGGGGGGUCAGGACCCCUUCCUCAGCUGGGCUGGGUAUGCUGUCCAGUGUAUUUGCCUCUCCAUGUAUUGAUUCCUUAUUUAUGGACUCUAUUUCCUGGGGCUGGGAGGCAGCAGCUCCUAAGAUUCAGAGGAGUACAGGGCUCCCCUGAAAGGUACGAAUGUUUCCUAGACCAUUCCCAUCAGUCUCUGACUCUCACAUGUACACACUGCUUCAGGCCUUGUGGGCUGAGCCCCAGAGCUCACCUGGCCCUGCCUCCACCACCUCCCAGCUGGCAUCUGGAGAGGUCUGCAGGGCCUGGCAGCAGCCACAGUCAGUGAACCUAAGGGGCAGGCCCCUGGGAUGUGUUGUCCCAAGUCCUGAGCCUCUUCUGGACCAGAAGUGCAGAGGUGAUUGUUGCUUCCAGUUUCACCUCAGACUUGCUGUAUGAGGUUGACCCAGUCCCUGUCUUUCCUGGGCCCCAGUUUUCCCAUCUGAAAAACUCAGAAACACAGCUGUAAAGUCUAUUCCUUCGUCAACGAGUACAUAUAGAGUGCUUUCCACGUGCCACUUCUGGCCAGAACCCUCUCUGAGCUCCCAGUCCAGGAGGAAGUCAGACAAUUAAAACAGCAAUUACAAUGAA